Molecule: messenger RNA, 363 nt
Organism: Pestalotiopsis fici W106-1
Lineage: Eukaryota; Fungi; Ascomycota; Sordariomycetes; Amphisphaeriales; Sporocadaceae
Exons: 1
Coding region: 1-363 (120 amino acids)
Source: RefSeq, a predicted model, not a curated record
AUGACGGACCAGACGAAAUCGAAACAGCAGCUGAUGGAGCACAUCCGGCUACUUCACGCCAGAAACAAAGAAAUGGAGGACAAGAACUUGUUCCUCCAAAUGAGAAUGAAGCUCGUGAUACGGGAACGGCAAAAGUUGCACCAGAGGUAUCACAGGAUGAGCGAGCAGUGGGAAGAUGCCAGGCUUCUGACCGAGACUAUGCGCGCCGAUUUCGAGAAGAACAUAUCGGCAGUCGAAGUGCUCCUCGACGAGAUGCCGCCGCGUCCUCCUCCGAAAGAUGAGCCGCAGACGUUGUGGCAUUAUCCCGAAGGACAUCCACGAGGUGAGCAUCUCCUUGUGCCGUACAAUUGCUUAGAAAAAUGA